This is a messenger RNA of Cydia pomonella (codling moth), 1186 nucleotides long. RefSeq names its product glucose-1-phosphatase-like. The transcript is spliced from 2 exons. The coding region runs from base 59 to 1111 and encodes 350 amino acids. The record is from RefSeq and is a predicted model, not a curated record. Lineage: Eukaryota; Metazoa; Arthropoda; Insecta; Lepidoptera; Tortricidae.
CUGUGUCAAUGUCAAACAUGACAACUACUCUAUUGGCGAAGCGAAAGUUUUGUUUUUAAUGAAAUCACACCAAGACCAUGGCCUCAUUGGGACGAAAAAAAGCGGCUACUUGACACCAAAAGGAGUGUACUUGGAAGGUUUGAUGGGCGAUUUUUUUUCUAAAUGGCUGCAGAACGAGGGACUUUUGCCACAAAGAUGUCCAGAAAAAGAUGAUGUGUUUGUCUAUGCUAAUUCAAAACAGAGGACUAAAGUUACAGCAAGGGCUUUUGUUUUGAAAGCUUUUCCAAAAUGCAAUGUAACUAUUCAUGUUGGUGAUAAAAGUGAUCCAGUAUUUUCUCCAUUCGUUCAUAAUAAUACAGAUGCAUUCAGGAAAGAAGUUGUAGACAGCAUGCAACAAAUCCUUGAUUCUCUAAAUUUAAAUUCAUCAUAUGAAUUACUAGAAAAUAUUCUUGAUUAUAAAGAUUCAGAUAUAUGUAAAACAAAUCAUAAAUGUGACUUAGAGACGGACAUGAAUAAAAUAAAUGAGAUUGCGGUGGGAAAAAAACCAACAGUAUCUGGACCGUUGAAGAUAUGUAAUACAGCCAUAGAUGCCUUUAAAAUGGAGUAUUACAAUGGUUUUUCACUGCCGGAUGUAGCCUGGGGUGAGUUAAAUAACUCACGAUGGGAAACACUCUCAAAACUAAUGGAAGGAUACCACAAUGUAAUAUUUAACUCUACAAUCCUAGCAAAAGACAUUGCUUUACCUCUAAUAAAGUACAUGAAGGAUAUCUUCAUUAAUAAAAACACGAAAUUCACUUUAUUAAUGGGACAUGAUGCUAAUAUAUUAACAUUUGUAACUGGUAUGAGAUUCAAACCUUACAUUUUGCCAAAUCAGUAUGAAAAGGCACCUAUAGGCGGAAAAAUCGUGUUUCAAAAGUGGUUAAAUACUAAUGGAGAGUAUUUUCUGAGAAUUCAGUAUGUUUAUGCUUCAACAAAUCAGUUGAGAGUUGGUUCUAAACUGAGUUUGGUGAAACCUCCCCAGUUUAAAGUUAUGGAAUUAGAAGACUGCCCGGUGAACAAUGAAGGUUUCUGUCCGUGGGAGACUUUUGAAAAGCUAUUGAGAGAUUUUUAAUUUUUUCAUAAACCCACGUUUAAAAUAGAACAUAUAUAAAAAUACUCAUUUUUAAAUAAAAUAGCAUUAACAAUU